AUGGAGUCCAUGAUUAAGGAGUGGUCGGUUUUUCUCGAUCGCUGUCUCGAGGCUCGCAUUCACUCUGAUGUUUUUGCUGCCGCCGUCGCGCAGCUGCACGCCAAGUCUCCACUGCCAGGCCGAAAGGUCGCCGCCCUGCUGCUUCGCCCACGCGUCGCCGGCGCCGGCAUCAUCGACCCGCGCCUGAUAGGCUUCCUCGAACAAUUGCUGGCCUUGAACAAAGUCGAUGCCUCUGAUGUCCUCACAAUCACGUUCCUAUACUCCAAGGAUCGGCUUCCUGUCAAGACAGGCGACGACAAGCAUGCCAAAGAUGCACCCUGGAGCAACCCGCCAGAGCUGGAAGAGAUCGUUUUCCACCGCUUGCACAAGGCUUUUGCUGCAGAGGAGCGUCCGAUCAACAAUGUCGAGGGUUUGCGUACCCUCGUGGUCAUUACCCGCUGGAUGCAGGCCAUGGUGACUUCGCACACCAGCGAUACCAUGAUCCAGGCCAUGGCCGGCAUACAGCAACCCCAACAGCAGUCGAUCAACGUGCGCGAAGGCCUCGCCAUGCUCGUGAUUGGUGUCAUUGAAAAUUCAAAAAUCCUACGCAUCCUGAACCAUGAAAAAGCCAAAGACGUACGCAAGGCAUUCACGCAGUCACUUUCAUCCUUCAUUCCGUUUCUUUCCAAUAAUUCAUCAGGCUCCCAGACAUCCUUAUCCUUGGCAAACCGACUGGAAAUCUCGCAAAAGCACCAUGAUUUCUACCCAAAACUGUCACAUGUCAAUGGCGAGGGCAACGAGCACGCUGGUCUCGAAGUCGCUGCGCUGCAGCUCGAUGCAGUCAUGGAGCUGCCACAAGCAAACACACGAGCUGGCAUGUACAUCUUCCUGAACGCCUUGCUUGUUGCACGCCCGCUUACAGACGACUUUACCAUUAUUAGCCACUUGCAUACACGAUACAAGCUCGAGCCUCAAAAUAUGGCAACUGAUUUGAUUACGGCUGCCUUUGACAUUCUCGCCAACGCCAUGUACCGCAGUGAACCUACUGAAACCCUGUUUUACCUGAAAUCAUUCCUGAUCAACAAGGUGCCCGUACUCUUGACGCAGAUUUCGGGCUCCAUAUUUCCAAUGACGGUUGAAAUGUGCAUCACCCAAGCCCUGAAUCACGUAGACCCCAGCGCUUUCCCAUCCUUCUCACAGGGCUUUGACGAUAUCAUGGGAAGUAACAAUUCCCUCUCAGACGUCAGACAGGACUACCUUAAUGCCUGUGUGCUUCAUGGCCUGAUUCCAGGAGGCACCGUGGAGCGUCUCUUGGGCGAAGCCCCGAUGCAGGGGCCACCAGCAAAAAGGUAUGAGAGGAAGGAAUUGUUGAAUCAAUGCAAGUCCAAUUUCGACAAAGUCAGCCUCUACAUUGACGAGCUUGAAAACCUUGACGGAAAUGCUGGUGCUAUUGUUGCCGCUGUGACAGACUUCAUAUCACACCUCUGCGAGACACAAACCACCAUGUAUUUGAAGCAGCUGUCAUGCCUCAUUUUCAAAAAGCCACGCGCUAUGGAUGUGAUGCUCCAAUUUACCUCGCCAGCCAGCAUACUGCGGCCCUUGUGCCAGUUUCUCGACGAUUGGCACUAUGAUAGCGAUCAAGGUGAAUAUCAGCCCGUCUACGACGAGUUCGGUGCCAUAAUUGUUCUCAUCAUGGCCUUUAUAUACCGCUACGAUCUAACAUACCACGAUAUCGGCAUUGGCCACGAUGCAUUCAUCGCAAAGCUCCUGCAGCACGGACAUGAGAGUAUAAGGCUGAAUGAAAUGACUGAAGAGCAGAGCAGACAUCUCGGAAGCUGGCUCAAAGGCCUUUAUGACUCUGACAAGGAAGGGUUAAGCAACGAUGUGUUCGCUUCGUGUCGCCCACAAGAGUUCUACUUGAUAGUGCCAACGCUGUUCAAACAGACCGUGAUAGCGUGCUCUACCGGCGUUUUAUCGUUUGAGACUGUCAAGGGCGGACUGGAAUAUCUGGGAGAGACGUUCCUCUUGCCAUCUCUAAUCGGCGGCCUGACCUGGAUGGCUUCUUAUGCGCUUCUGCAGACCCACAAUGAUCUAGAUGCAAUGAUACGCAUCUUCAACGAGGUCAUACUCUCUACACCGUCAUCUGGGGAUGCGCAGGCUAUGCACUCUACCAUCAUAGCUAUGGUGUCGAGCCAUCUUGAAAAGUGCUUUCGCACACUGCAGCGGCGAGAACCAAAUCGCACCACGCUUGAGCCCUUUAUCCAGGCAAUCAAAGUGCACGCGCACUACGAACGCACUGUUUAUGCCUCCAUGAAGGAAUUGGACCAAUGGACCAACGCGCCGAAUAGCACAUUGAACACGUCUCUACGGCACACGGUGUCACAGCUCUCGCAAUGGGCUUCGACUGCUUCGAUGCAGCCAAACCCGCCCAGCUAUACCCAUCGUCAGGUAUAUGCUUCGCUGAAGAUGCUGGGUGCGAUGCGAACAUUGCGGGCCAUUGUAGACGAAGUCAAGGCACAGACUGAAACCGGCAAUAGGGCAGCUGCGCUCGAUGUCGGUGUGUCGAUGAUAUGCGCACCGACUGUUGAGGAUAGUCCUAUUUCUGUGGAUUGGGUAGGAAGCUCUAUACCGGCGCCGACGCCACAACGCACUCAUAUCAAUCUUCGCGAGAUCCUCAAGCAGGCUUUCGACAGUGCAGCUAAUCUGGUGACCGCGGAUCCCUUGACAGCGGAGACGAUUGUACGACUGCACCGACGUGUGGAGGCUCACUUUGCGUCGUUGGCAGAGAAUGGACUGCAAGCACCAGCCAUCAACAUGCCCAGUGUCAACAUUGCAGACAUGCAAUCGCAGUCGAUAUCGGAUCACCUGAAUCGAGCCAUGGACGACGCUGCAGCUGCAAGCAUGGUGGACGAUAUUUCAAACAUGGACAACAAGGCGCUUCAGCGCAGCAUGGACGAGCUUACUGGUACUGAAGGCUUGGAUCUGUCGGGCAUUGGCAUGGGUAAUGGCGAUGGAGGAACUGGGGAUAUGAGCACUGAUUUGGGCAACCUACCCGACUUGGACUUGGGCGAUAUGGGAGGAAUGGGCAUAGACAUGGACAUGAGCAUGGACAUGGGCGGAGGCGGAGGCGAUGACGACUGGGGCCUCGACUUUGACAACAUGUAG
This is a messenger RNA of Exserohilum turcica Et28A, 3144 nucleotides long. RefSeq lists its product as uncharacterized. The transcript is spliced from 7 exons. The record is from RefSeq and is a predicted model, not a curated record. NCBI's taxonomy places the organism in Eukaryota, Fungi, Ascomycota, Dothideomycetes, Pleosporales, Pleosporaceae. Gene Ontology annotation, cellular component: mediator complex. Gene Ontology annotation, biological process: regulation of transcription by RNA polymerase II. Gene Ontology annotation, molecular function: transcription coregulator activity. The coding region runs from base 1 to 3144 and encodes 1047 amino acids.